AUGCUUGACCAAAAUACGUUUGAGAAUUCAAACACUACCGCUGCAACGAAGCUGCCGGCUGCCAAAUCGGUCUCCCUUCACCCCAGAUCCUCCCCCCGUGUGAGCCCUCGGGGCCACCCUGAGUGGGUGGGGGGCAGCCAGCACUUGAAGAACCUGAGCAAGACGGUGGGUGCGAAAGUCAACGACUUGCUACGCAGGAAAGAGACCAGCAACCACAGCAGCUUUGGGGUGACCGAAGUGAAUGAGCGUGCUGGGGCCGCCCUCUCCUGUGGGCAAGGUCAGGACCAGGAGGAAUGGCAGGCUCCCGUCGAUGCCAUUCCGCGGCUCAAUCCGCCCCCGGAGAUUACCAAGAAGCGCACCCCAAGAGCUCUGAAGACCACCCAAGAUAUGUUGAUUGCCUCCCAGCCAUUGGUAGGUAGCGCCGAGGCUUCUUCUCCCGAGGGAAGCCAGGAACACGCAUGCCAGCCUUCCAGGAGAGAGGCAGCGCGGAGCGAAAUGGGUUUGUUGACGCAGGAGGAGGUUGGGACCAGCCACAGCAGGGCCUGUGGGGUGCCUGAUCUCAUCUAUAAGGAGAAUUUGGAGCCUAAACUAAACACUGCUUACAGGAUACCUCCCUCCUCGGAAAAUGUGGCGCUCCAGCUCAGUUUGAGUGCGGGCAAGAGCCCUCCUGAAUGCCAGCUCGAGAGCAACGUGGGCCCCGCAACGGCGGAGGCGUCCACCCUGGAAGCUGAAGGUCACAGUCCAGAUUUGCUGUCGUUUGAGUAG
This is a messenger RNA of Podarcis muralis (Common wall lizard), 765 nucleotides long. NCBI's taxonomy places the organism in Eukaryota, Metazoa, Chordata, Lepidosauria, Squamata, Lacertidae. The record is from RefSeq and is a predicted model, not a curated record.